CACAAACUUUUACUGUGUUAAGCACCUCUAAUACUGUGGGGACAGAAUUUGAUUAGAAAGGGUUUUGAUUAGAAAGGGUUAGUUAAAUGUCUGAUAAUCCAGAUUUGGAGCUUCCUUUAAUUUAGGUGACCCAAGUGCAGUCCUUUAUUGUAGGCUUGCAUCUUUAUGGCAGAUGGGUAACCUACCAGCAGAUGUAGCAUCCACUGGUCCUAGAGCUAUGACAAACUAUGGUCCUUCCCCUUUUCAAGUCAAAUAGGAGACAGUAUGUGGUGGGUCCUAGAGAGGGUGAGGCAGUGCUACACAGAGGUGUUUUGGCAAACUAAGAGGGUUUUUCUCCAAGGAGAGCACACAGCACAGGCUCUGUUCUGCACCUGGCUCAAACUAAACCUCCUACAGUCUCUGCAAUGAGGUAUGAAGUUAUAGCCUUUGUAGACUCUAAUGCAAAGUCAGUCCUCUCCAAGAAUUAAUAACUUUGGUGCUUUCUGCUUUGGUUUGUGUGCCCCAGAAUGAUCACUGUUGUAUUGAUUAACAUGUAACAAGUAAUGCUCUUUUAAGAAAUAAGCCCUUUAGCUUGAGUUAAGGUGGUGUCCUUUAAGGCCUGUUGGUGCAGAGCGGUGUUUCUAGAGAAUAAGCGUGCCCUUAUGUCAGAGUUGGACCCCUGAGGGAAGGAGUGGCUGCUGGGGCCAUAUGCUUGCUCUCUGUGGGCAGGCAACGUGAUGUUAUGCAAGAUGCACGUCCCUGGUCUCUGUUUGUUCCAGCUGCUGCAGGAAAAGGGGCUGAAACCACUCUGAGCCCAGCUUAGGGGUCAGCACAGGACUCCCUGCUUCUGUUGCCCUCGCUGAAUGCUGAGCAGAGGAAUGAUUUCAGUGCCCUGUAGCUGUCACAGGCCGAGCCCACCACGUUUAAGCCCUGCAGGUUUUGAAAACGGGUUCUGUUUGCCAGUCUCCAGCUCAGUAGUCCCACGGACCGGGAUCUGUGGUCACUUGAGAUGUGAUGAGUGAAUCUGGGAAGAAGACCAGAUUGAGACACAAGUAGUGUGCCAGAACGGCGGGAUGUCUGUCUUGGAUGUACAGACCAGUUGUCUAAUGCACUUUGGGUUUAAGCUGCGCAGAAUCUGUUCUAUUUACCAAGGAAAAACCAUGACCUAUGACUCAGACCUUCCUGACAGAAUAGGCUUCUCAGUCUGCUUAAGUUAUUCCUGCCCAACUCAAGUAAUAAUGAGGUACCUUGAAAGCUGCGCCUAAGAAAAAGCUCUGAUUUAUUUUUUUUUUAAGGCAUCCAGAAGAGCCUGAAGAGAUCUAAGUAAAUUGUAUUUUUCUGUCUCCUCUUUGCUGUGGGGGAAGAGAAAAAAAACAUGAUUCCUCCAGCUCCAGGUCAAAAUCUGAGAUUCUGAUCCAGAGAGCACCCAGCCCAGGAGAGGUAUGUGUGAUAGACAGCCCAGUCCUCUGUUGCAGUAGAGCUAACCACAUCAGCAGCCUCGAUGCCAGGCCCCCUCUCUGGAUCAGAGGACUUGAUGUGCAUCAGGAAAACUGCCUGGAUAUCUCAGUGUCCUAGUGUCCUCCUGUAGUACUCGCUGUGUUCAAAAGUCUCUCAAUUAGCAGGGAGAUGAAUAUGAAACCAGUAUGUGCAAGCAGUUGUAGCGAGGGACAACACACGUGGAGAGAGAAGAUCUCUGCUUAGCAAUGAUGUGAAAUGCAGGAAGGCAGUUGGCAGACCUGCUGGACAGGGACCACAGAUCAGCAGCAGGUAGGGGUGUCUGCAAGACAGUAGCCAGGUGCCUUAGUUGUAUCUUUUUAUCUAGACCUGCUCUUGUAGCUCCCCAGUGAGAUCUGGAAGGGAGUGUGCUGUGUUUAUUACCGCAGAGAUCCCUGGCUAUUCCUCACCAACCUCCUCUCAGCUACAUAAAGCAAAAGCAGGUGCGUUUUGGGUUUCUUGGUGUCCGGGCUCGUUCAGCUCAGGCUUCCUUCCAAGCUUUCAAGAUUCUCUCCUCCAACCUUCUCGGUCCUUCCUGGUCCAGGAACCAGAGGGGUGAGGCCCUUUGCCACGUCCACCCCGGUCCGGACGCUCGCUGCUGUGAGUAAGCAGAGCCCACAUCCUGUUCCUACCCGGGAACAAUUCCUGCUGUGGCAGAGGUGGCUGUAGGCAAACCCUGCCAGAUGCAGGCCCCCCGAGAGGGGAAUCCCUGCAACUCAUCCUCACAGACGCUUUCAGCUGCUCCUAGCAGGAUGCCCAGCAAGCUUAUUGUUCAAGGUCACAUAAAAGGGAUUUCCUAAGCUAUUUGCUGUACAUGUGGUAUUACAAGUUUAUUCCAUCUUUACUUAAACAGCUGCUUUCAUACUCAUCUGUAAACACUCACUUUAAACCACUUCUUAAUGGAAAAAAUGGCCAAAGUGACUUCGUGCAAACACUAGGAAUGUCGUUACACAAAGUACCUGUGCAUCAGUCACCCACUCUGCGCCACCCGGCCUGCUUUGCAGAAUCCUCCCCAUCAAGGUGCCCGUUCUGCAUCUACUCCACCAACCGCCCCGCAGCGAUGGAGUGCCACCUGAAGACUCACUACAAGAUGGAGUACAAGUGUCGGAUCUGCCAGACAGUGAAAGCAAACCAGCUGGAGCUGGAGAUGCACAUCCGAGAGCACCGCCUUGGCAACCAUUACAAGUGUGACCAGUGUGGCUACCUGUCCAAGACCGCCAACAAGCUGAUUGAACACGUGCGCGUCCACACCGGUGAGCGCCCUUUUCACUGUGACCAGUGCAGCUACAGCUGCAAACGCAAAGACAAUCUCAACUUGCACAAGAAACUGAAGCAUGCUCCACGCCAGACUUUCAGCUGCGACGAGUGCCUGUUCAAGACCACCCACCCUUUUGUCUUCAGUCGCCACGUGAAGAAGCACCAGAACGGGGACUGCUCCGAAGAGGAGAAGAAGGGCCAGUAUUCAACCUCCAAGGAAGCCAGUCCACUCCUACCAGUGAACAGCUCCAGAAACCUCCUGUCACCCCUCUCAGUUAUGUCUGCCUCCCAGGCUCUGCAAACAGUGGCUAUGUCAGCUGCGCAGGGCAGCGGGGCACAGCCAAACUUGGCAGUGAAAGCCUUGGCCAUCAACGGCACUUCCUUGUGCUUCGACAAAUACUGGAACUCAGAGUUUGCCCACCUUAUUCCUUUAACCAUGUUUUUCCCCAAGAACCACUACGAUCUCACAUUCCAUCCACCCAGACCUCAGACUGCACCGGGAGGUGCCUCUUCACCUAAACACUCCUUCCUUGCCUACCUUGGACUAACAGAAAGGGCAGAGACUGUCUGAGGGCAGUUACGUUCUGUACCAAAAAUACCCCGACAAACCCAGCAGGUAUACAUUGCUGCAAAACGUAGAGCGAAGAGGUAACGAACACUUGUACCAUAUCAUUAGUAAGGUUUAGACAAUGGCUCUGUGUGUAUACUUAUUGCAUUGACAUGAAAGCUGCUUUAUUAAAUCUUCAAGAGGUGACCUACUGCAUACUUCUACCUUCAGAGGCAUGUUCCCAGUACUCUUAUCUAAGAAACUAUUUUGUCUUGUUAAGCUGAAAAAGAGUGUCCUUAAUGGCAAUCAGCACUUGUAAGAUUACAUAUUGAUGCAUUUUAUUUUUUUGGGGCUUUGUGUGCGUGCGGGUGCGUGAAAGAGAGGCUGCCUGUAGCGUGCCCGUGACAUUGCUUUUGCACAUCCCUUGGAUUGGCUUAUUUAAUUAUUAUUAUUCUUUUCUCCUUUUCACACACUCGCUCCCUCCCUCCCUCCCCUCCGUCUCCCCCCUGAGCUGUAGACUUGUGGAAGGAGCAACGCUUGGUUGGGGGUGGAUCGGUGUAUUAUUGCAGUGCUGUUUGCAGCUUCCUUGACUUGUACGAUGCCAAGGUUUGAGGAUUUGGGGUAGAACUGAUGAGGAAAAUGUUGCUUUCAGCACUGCAGGACGAGAGUAUGACAACAAAAAGCUUGUGUUUGAACACACACACACGCAUGCAGUGUGUGCAGUCUACACACCCACACAGCGGGCCCAAUCCUUAACUCUUACACCUGCAUCUGGGCCAGAGAAUACAACUUUUGUUUUAAAAGGGCAUAUAAAUAUUAUAUAUAUAUAUAGUAUUAUGCAGCGGUUACCUUUUAGUUUGCAGGAACAACUUAUAUAACUAGAAUUCUAUGGUGGAAAAAAAAAAAAUUCAACAAGGGGAUUUAAAAAAAGGGUAUGGAUAAAUUCUGGGUAUAAAUACUCAGACUAAAAAAAAAACCGGCAGUUUUGCACAGUGCUUUAGUCUUGCACUAGUUUGUUUCUCACUUGCAAAAAAAGAAAAAAAAAAGGAAAAAAAUAAUCUGUGGGCUGAAGGUAAGACGACUGUUUAUUUGAAAAGGUACCAGUAACUUCUUGGAAAUAUAAAGCUAUAAAAAGAUGCUGUUUGAACCAUGCAGUUCUCUUUUAUACCCUAUUUCAAUUGUACUCGCAAAUUCUACAGUCCUAUCGAUAACCCUCCAUGUAAUUAGUAACACUUUAUUCCUUUUUGUUAAUGGCGGAUAGAGCGUACACUGCUAGGAAGCUAACUUUAUACUUAUUUAACGCUCCUACUUGUGGUCAUUAAAAUGACAUGUUAUAUGUAGCACUUUAUUGCAGGAAGAAGCAACUGCAAAUUGGUUGUAUAACCUUUGUUAAUCUCAAAAUGCCAAGAGUGAUCUUAAUUUAAGAGAAGCUAACCGACUGUUAAUUGAUUUGUGUCUCUUAGACAGCUUAAUAUCCAGGAAGAAAGAUCAGGAUUAAAAAAUACUCUGCGUUAAAAUUGGGAGUAUAAAAUAUGAAACAUUUCAAAUUACCAUGUGACUUACAGGAAUGCUUUUUUACUGGAUUACUGUUUCCCCGUGGCGUCUCUGGGAUUUGGACCUCGCUGUCUUUCAUCAAGUGUUAGAAACAUCUGACCAAGCUUUGUCAGAGUCCCCUCUCUGUCCCUUGGCCAAGCCAGUGCAGGAGGUGCCCUGAGUCACAUCUCACCUGCUGUCCACCCAGCCUCGUGCCGUCCUGAAGGAACUUCUUCUUCAGGUUGUUGUGGGAUGGGGGGGAUCUGACGUGGCAGUUGGAGCCCACCCCUUGUUCAUGACCCAGUUCAGGAAGGCAUUUCUGGUCCACAAGGGCUCUUAGCCAUAUGCACAACUAGAAACAUAACUCAGUCUUCAUUAGUUCUUAAAUGAAGCUUGUGUAGAAAUACUUUUUUUUGAUGCAAAACUUGCAUCAUUUAACCUAUUUGCAAGAUUCCUACAUUUGUUUUGCACUGAGAUGGCCAAACAUUCUCCAUUAUCAUGACCAAACUCUUCCUGUUCAGGGAGGACAUCCUGAACUGUGCCCUCCUGUUAACAUACUGGAAGCUAUUUACCAGGGGGAAAUACCCAAAAUAGUAGCUGGCUAUCAUUUGAAGUUAACAAAUUAAAGGACAGAGAAGCCCCACCAUGUUGUUUACAUUCCAGCAGACGGUUUUGGUUCUAAGGAGCACGUGGCAGUAAAGAAAAGCCAUCUGUUCCACAGUAGGUACAAACCUUCACAAACAGCCUGCCUAACUCAGGGCCCUCUUUGCCACACUCCACUCCAUCAGAACUCCUGGUGACACCCCCCACCCCACCACCCCCCCUCCCGGAAUACAGACAGAACAGAAAAUGCCGUAACUAUUGAAAGCAUUAAAAAAAUUGAGUAUCUUGACAGCACGAAAUAUGCCAUCUGCAUCCAGAACCAGUUCUUUAAAGUACACCCGAUGCCUGUAUCUAUCUCUGAGCCCACCAUAGAAGAGCAAACACUUCCAAAUCUAAAAAGCUUAGUUUUCAAACCAGCAGGUAAAGUAGAGCUGUUCAGGAGGGAGCAGUAGGAAUAUCAGUAGGACACUAUCUCUAAUCCAAGAAGCAGUUCAAAUAGGGCUGGAACUUCCAAGAAUGAGGUGUCAGCGUGCCAACGCCACGUGUUCAACCGUGUGUCCCCCCACCACCACCAGUAUCUGACACAGUCAUGUUUAACAUACCUGGGAAAUUUGUUUAGCACUUUGGAAAGGAUAAAUUAAGGCUUUCUGGCAAGUUAUAGAAAUUUUCUCUGUAUGGAAGAGUGUGUUAGGAGGUUUUUAUUUUUUUAAGAAAAAAAAAUUAUGGUAUUUAUCAGAGCUCAUGCAUAUUAAAAUAAUUAGUUUGCAGUUCAAGGCUAAAGAAAGGAACGUUCUCCAGAGGUUUCCCCCACCGUCUAAUGACCAACAGUUCUGAUAAAUUCCUCCCCCCCCCACCAUAAAGGUAAUUUCAUACUGGUUUUCACUAUGCAUUCUUUAACGAAAGCUAGCGUGUUUUUCCAUUUGGCAAUUCAGUUAAAGUUCUCAGCACUUUUUUCUUUCUUCUGUCUUUUUUUUUUUUUUUAAUUGUUGUAUUAUGUUCAAAUAUAAUUCUGUCAAGGUUUGUGUACAUUAAUAAAAAUUUGUAUUGUAUAAAGCUUUUUGCAUUAUAAGGCUGUACAGGGUCAUUUUGACAGUAACUGGUAUAUUCCUUUGCAUCUUAUGUUGCAUUGCCAAUUUCUAGUGUAUCCAGUUUGGAAGUACAAUAUACUCUAAUUAAAAAGGU
Molecule: messenger RNA, 6595 nt
Organism: Calidris pugnax (ruff)
Lineage: Eukaryota; Metazoa; Chordata; Aves; Charadriiformes; Scolopacidae
Product: zinc finger protein 891-like
Exons: 4
Coding region: 2288-3301 (337 amino acids)
Biological process (GO): regulation of transcription by RNA polymerase II
Cellular component (GO): nucleus
Molecular function (GO): DNA-binding transcription factor activity, RNA polymerase II-specific; RNA polymerase II transcription regulatory region sequence-specific DNA binding
Source: RefSeq, a predicted model, not a curated record